Molecule: messenger RNA, 1812 nt
Organism: Rhinolophus ferrumequinum (greater horseshoe bat)
Lineage: Eukaryota; Metazoa; Chordata; Mammalia; Chiroptera; Rhinolophidae
Gene: SAMD14
Product: sterile alpha motif domain containing 14
Exons: 10
Coding region: 369-1622 (417 amino acids)
Biological process (GO): actin filament organization; calcium-mediated signaling; neuron projection development
Cellular component (GO): dendrite; actin cytoskeleton; cytoplasm
Molecular function (GO): actin filament binding
Source: RefSeq, a predicted model, not a curated record
CUCUCUCUCUCUCUCUCUCUCUCUCACACACACACACACACACACACACACACACUCUCACACACGCACGGAACACGGAGCAUCCUCCCGUCAGGUCUCCUGGUCCAGCCCCGCCCGAGCUUCCAGCUUUCUGCAAACCUUCUCUCCCACACUAUCCCCCAUUCCCUCCGGUUUCCGGACCCUCCUCGUCGACCCCCCACUCCACUCCCGGGAUGGAGCGGAUCGAGCCAGCCCGGAGCCCCCCGCGGCCGGGGUGACGGCCCCCGCCCCUCUCCUGCCCGGUCCCCGCCCGGAGCACCAUGGGCCCGAAGGGUUCCCGACGCGCCGGACGCUGAAGAUGACUGAUGCUGGAGUUCUCUUCUUGAGUCAUGGCGUCUUCAAAGCUCCGAGAACCCGUGGAUGAGGUUUUUGACCUGGACUUGGCUGUGCCAGAAACCGUCAGACUGGACAGCAGUUUACACAAAGCCCGGGCCCAACUGCUGGCCAAGGGACGGAGACACCGGCCCUCUCGCUCAAGGCUUCGGGACAGUGCCAGCUCUGCAGAGGACGGUGAAGGCUCCGAUGGGCCUGGAGGCAAGGUGACCGACGGCUGCGGGAGCCCCCUGCACCGGCUGCGCUCGCCUUUGCACUCAGGCCCGGGGUCCCCGGCCGGGGGGUCGUUCUGCCUGGAUCCUCCGGGCUUGCGGCGCAGCCUGGACGAGGACGAGCCGCCGCCCUCGCCGCUCACCCGCUACCGGCCCCUGCACAACGCCGCCUCUCACGAAGGUUUGGCCGCCGCCUCCUGCUCGCCGCCGCGCUCCGCGCCCUCCUCGGACAGCUCGCCCAGUUUCGUGCGCCGCCACCCGCGCGCAGAACCGCACAGCGAAGAUGACAGCCGUGAUGCCAGCCCACCUGAGCCAGCCAGCCCCACCAUCGGCCUGGAUAAGAAGACCCGCCGAAAGUUCCUGGACCUGGGGGUCACCUUACGUCGAGCAUCCACUAGCAAGAGCCGGAAGGAGAAGGGCAGCAACCGCCUGUCCAUGGGCAGCAGGGAGUCGGUGGAGGGAUCCGGCAGGUCAGGGGGCUCCCCGUUCCUGCCCUUUUCCUGGUUCACAGACAGCGGCAAGGGCUCAGCGUCCUCCGGCAGCACCACCUCCCCUGCCUGUUCCCCUAAACAUGAGAGCUUCAGCCCUAAGAAGUCAGCUUCUCAGGAAUCCACCCUGAGUGAUGACUCCACACCCCCCAGCAGCAGCCCCAAGAUCCCAAGUGGUCCCCGGCAGGAGGCCAAGUGUUCCUAUCCCUACCACACGCUCUCCCAGUCUUCGGAUGAGUUCCUGGAUGAACCUCUCCCCACUGUCCACCACUGGACCAGUCAGCAGGUGGGCCAGUGGCUGCACAGCCUCAACCUGGAGCAAUAUGUCGCUGAGUUUGCUGCGCGGCAGGUUGACGGGCCACAGCUAUUGCAGCUGGAUGGAAGCAAACUGAAGAGCCUGGGGCUCAGCAGCUCGCAUGACCGGGCACUGGUGAAGCGGAAGGUGAAGGAGCUGGCAGCAGCCGCGGAGAAGGAGCGCAAGGCUCAGGAGAAGGCUGCUCGGCAGCGUGAGAAGCUCCGCCGCAGGGAGCAGGAGGCCAAGAAGAGCUAGGGGAGGGGGAGGCAGGCCUGGGGGCAGAGGCCUCUUCAGGGAGGGGGGCCUGGGAGCCACGCUUGGGCUGGCCUGGCCCCACGCUCUCUGGGGUACAUACCCUCUCUUACCCCGUCAGUCUGUCUGGACCCAGAUCCCCGAGAAAGGGAGAUCCCAGGGACAGGGCCCAGUAAUAAAUCAAUUUCAAGGA